Cylas formicarius (sweet potato weevil) is the source of this 4373-nucleotide messenger RNA. Its product is annotated as poly(ADP-ribose) glycohydrolase. Gene Ontology annotation, cellular component: cytoplasm; nucleus. The record is from RefSeq and is a predicted model, not a curated record. The transcript has 11 exons. Bases 2133 to 4247 code for a protein of 704 amino acids. NCBI's taxonomy places the organism in Eukaryota, Metazoa, Arthropoda, Insecta, Coleoptera, Brentidae. Gene Ontology annotation, molecular function: poly(ADP-ribose) glycohydrolase activity. Gene Ontology annotation, biological process: ATP generation from poly-ADP-D-ribose; carbohydrate metabolic process; regulation of DNA repair.
CAAGAAAGACUUCAGGCAUUUUAGGUUUCUAGCAAAAUACGUGUCGUUGUUUGGUAUUUUGCCGCUGAUACAGGGAAGAAAUUUUAAGCUACCCAAGAGACGAUGGGCACUUUGCUACGUUUUGAUCCAACUAUCUUUUAUUUGCGUCUUAUCCAUACCGUUAGCAUUGAUUAAAAUCGCCAUUUUCUUUUCGAGAUUGCACUACAUCGUUUCCAUUACUGGCGAAUUAAUAUGGGGCUGCCUGAUUGUCACCUCGUUGGUCAAAUCUUACACCAAAAGAUACUUGUGGGUGGAGUUGUAUCGCAAAUUCCAGGUACUCGAAAGUUUCGAAUUUUUGAAUACGCAAGGAUCUCGAGAGAAAUAUUCGAUUCGCACAAUGCCGUAUGGGCUGGUUUAUCACGUCAUCACUUUUCUCUGGAUCUGUUUGGGGUAUGUUUUGUAUUCAGAUAGCCUGAAUCUUAUUUAUUUUUUUGCGUUUACCCUGAGACUGUACUUCGUUUUCUUCUUAUGUACCACCACAACGAGUUUGGUUUCGACGAUGGCUGUCAAAUAUGAUAACGUGAAGAAUUUUCUGAUAGUAUCAAUGCGUCAUUCCGGAUUCCAUUCGAAGAAGAUUAUUAAAAAGUCUCAGCACAUGUAUAUCGCAAUGACGGAAAUUGUGGAUAUUUUUAACAAAUUAAUUGGACACCAGUUACUUCUUUUAAUGGCAUAUCAAUUAAUUGAAUUUCUCGCACACUGCAAUCUCAUUUUUAUGUUGAAGGAUUUGCUUAGGAAAAAACCUUCGACGCUGCUUACCACACUAUGGACGGUGCUGCCAAUGGUGAUUCUACCGCUACAUGCGUUGAACAGUUUUGAAGCGGCAAAGAGAAAAGAGCGGGGAAUGAUACCAGUUUGUUAUACCAUUCAAAAGCGAUUUGAAAACGCAAAAGAUGAACAGUAUCACGACCUUCAAAAUCUAGCUAAAUUGGUCCACAGCAGAAUUCCCAGAAUUGUUGCAGCCGAUUUUUUCGAAUUGAACAGUUCAGAAAUGUUUUCGCUUAUAAACGUCGGGGCAAUGUAUUUUAUUUUAAUUGCACAGAUGUACAACAUAAAGUGUUAACUCUCCUAAACUCUAGAAGUCUAGAAAAACGUCUAGUAUAAUUUAAUAAAAUAUAACACCUAUCAAAAUACAUAAUUUAAAACAGAAAUUCGUCCUAAUUUAUGAUAUUGGAAAGUAAGAUGCAAUAAAUAUAUUUUUUUGAGAUUUAGUUUUGGUAACGAGCGAGUGUCCUAUAUUAACAUGUUUUACACAUAGAAUAAUUCAAUUCAAUGAUGCGUUUCACUAAUACAGACACAUAGAAUAAAUUCAAAUUCAAUUAUGCGUUUCACAAACACUGUUUGGGGAGACUGCUAGAAUCAUUUGCCCAUUGCCGACUUCCGUCCAGGAUUUUCGCUUCAUAAAAAACCGGCAUCCCCCCGCUUCCAGCACGGACCAUCCUGGCCCAUCCGGCCUCCAUACUGGCGUGAACGGUUAAAACAGCGGGGCCGGCGGGCCUUUUACACUUAAAACAAACACCAAACACUGCCGAAACAGAGUCACACAAAUUGAAGACCGAUACCAAGGUUUUUCGAACGAAUACAUCGGAUUCUGCUAGGAGCGAACGGAGGUUAAACCGCCGCGUGCUCCACCACAGAAUCACACAUAGAAUAAUUCAAAUCAAUUCAAUUAUGCGAUUCACAAAAAAAGUUGGGCCCGACUGCUAGGAUCAUUCGCCCAUUGCCGACUUCCGUCGAGGAUCUUCGCUUUUGGUUAUGGACCAACACGUACAAAGAAGACAUAUAACCAAUAUUUGCUCAACUAGCAAAAAACAACUUUGACCGAUACCAAAAAAAAACCGACACCCCCCGCUUCCGCCGCUGACCAUCCGGGCCCAUCCGGCCUCCAUACCGGCGUGAACGGGGAAAAACGAAGGGAUCGGCGACGAUUAUCACUUUACGACGUUCACAAAACACUGAAAACACUAAAUCCAUUCAGUGGAGACCGAUUUCAAAAUUUUUGGACGAUUACAAAGGAUUCUGUAGGGAACGAACGGAGGUUAAACCACCACAGAAUCUCCACAUAGAAUAAAAAAGAAUUAUAUACUUGUCUACCAAUGGAAAACGCAUCGAAUUCCAAAACAUGGAAUGGUUCAAGUAUAGAGGAAAUUUGUAAAGGAAAAGGACGCUGGUCAUUUGCUGUGAGUCCUAUAACCGUUUCAAAGUACCAUUGUGUUUUAUACGAUGUUGCAACGGUCAAUUUGAAAGAUCCUCCAAAACCCCAUUGCAACUUUCAACCUAAACAUUGGGAUGAUGAUCAUGUUCGAAUGCCUUAUUCAAGAAGUAAUCUAUUUCCCGUUAAAGAGGGUAAUACAGAGACUGCCAAGUCAAGAUGGAAACUAAUUACAGACUCCCUUUCGAAAACUAUCACCUCAGCGGAGCAGCUUGAAAACUCAAUCCAUUCUUAUAAUGUUAACCUACCUCGAUUUUCAGCACUACAUUAUUUUUUUUAUGAGGUAUGUAGUGAAGACGAAAGAGACUUAUUCUUUUCUAGUUUGCUACCAAAAAUCAUUACACUAGCAUUGAGUUUGUCAGAAAUUGUACCUGGAAGUUUACCUAUACUGAAGCAAAAUUAUAAUAGAUCAGUUAGCCUCUCUCAGUUACAAAUAGGUUGUCUACUAGCCAAUGCAUUCUUGUGUACUUUUCCUUGGAAAAAAAGAGAUCCUACAAGUCCAGGUGUUCCUGGGGUUAACUUCAUUAGGUUGUUUUCUGCAAAUGAUAGAUUGGAAAGACAGAAAUGUGUAGCUGAGAAAAUAAGAUGCUUAUGUAAUUAUUUUAAAAGGAUAACCGAAAAAGAGCCUGUUGGUGUAAUUACUUUUGAAAGAAAAUUUAUUCCUAGAAGUGAAAUGCCACGCUGGGAUACUGCUGAAAAUAAUUUAGGAAAUACGAAAAUACAUAUAUGCAGUACAGGUACAAUAGAGAAUGAUGGAUUAGGAUUUUUGCAGGUUGAUUUUGCAAAUAAAAACAUCGGAGGUGGAGUUUUAGGUUAUGGGUGUGUGCAAGAAGAAAUAAGAUUUGUUAUAUGCCCUGAGUUAAUUGUAAGCAGAUUGUUUGUUGAACAGUUAGGAAGUGGAGAGGCUGUGAUUAUAACAGGAGCUGAAAGGUACAAUGACUAUUUGGGUUAUGGAGACACAUUUGUGUGGAGUAAAAAUAUCAUUGACGAUGUACCAUUCGAUAUAUAUGGUAGGCGAAGAACGUCAAUUUGUGUAAUAGAUGCAACCAGAUUUCAUAAACCUCAGGACCAGUUCCACAGCUCAUUAAUUUUAAAGGAGCUGAAUAAGGCAUAUGUUGGCUUUAGUUCUAGAGAAAAGGAAAACCUGGCGCCAGUAGCUACUGGAAAUUGGGGUUGUGGAGCUUUUAGGGGUAGCAAGAAACUCAAAACUCUUAUUCAAUUGAUGGCCUGCACAGCUGCAGGUAGAGAUCUGGUAUAUUACUCAUUUGGAGAUGAAGAGUUAAGAGAAGAUUUUUCUAACAUGUACCUGUUUUUAGCAGCUAAUAAGAUAAGUAUAGGGCAACUCUGGAGAUUUCUAUGCCAAUUUUCCACCAAAUCUUUAAAAGAAGAGCAGUUGUACUCAUUUAUCCAACAAUCUUACUUUGAUGUGAAGAAGCAGCCAUCCAUAAAGAGCUUUCUUAUCAAAAGUGAUAAAUUGAAAUCAAAUAUGCCUUCAUCUAUUGAAAAAUCAAAAUGGUCACCAAAAGUAAACUCAGGCAGUUUUAAAGCUAGAUCUCCUAAGAAAUGCAAAAGGGAAGAAGAGGCAAUGGAAAUAGUGGAUGAAUCUUCAUCCUCUGAAGAUAUUAUUCCUUCCAGUCAGCCCAGCCAAGAAAAGUAUAAAAAAAUAAUUAAAGCUAAACCCAGAAUUUCGCCUAGUGAUGUGAUGACUGAUAUAACGCAAUUAUUUGAUAUAUUAGAUGGUAAUGCGAAUCGGAAUCUUGAUAAAAUGGAUGAGGCAGGAUCAUUGUUAUCAGAAUUAGACAAAUACAAAAGAAACUCUGGCAAACUUGAGACGAAAUUAACCGCUAAGGUUGAUGGUCUAGAGGAAGUUAUUGUCAUAAAAAAUGAAGAACCAAUUGAAAAAGUGGAUAAUGUCACCCGAGAAAAUUCAUUAAUAGAGCUAAAAAAUAAGAAAGAAAAGAAAAUAACAGACUAUUUUAUAACAAACAACAAACCCUAACCCAAUAUUUGUUUAUUGUCUUUUUAAAACUUUUUCUGAAGUAAUGUAUCAAAUUUUAUAUUUAUAUUGUUUCUUCAUGUCAUUGUAAUUAAUUAUUUAUUAAAAUAUACCAAUACUUCUAAGUGU